AAUGACCUUUCUGUGCCUUUACUGGAGGAGGAUUUGGAUGGCUCCUCGGGGCUCUUGUUUCCCUUCUACGACUCAGACACCCACAUGCUUUACGUGGUGGGAAAGGGUGAUGGAAAUAUACGAUACUAUGAGAUAAGCCCUGAGAAACCGUACCUGAACUACCUGAUGGAGUAUCGUUCUCCUUUACCACAGAAGGGCAUUGGAAUGAUGCCAAAGAGAGGCCUUGAAGUGUCAGCCUGUGAGAUUUUCCGUUUCUACAAAUUGAUCCCAACUAAAAGCCUGAUUGAGCCAAUCUCCAUGAUUGUGCCUCGGCGGUCAGAGUCAUACCAGGAAGACAUCUACCCCUUGACCACAGGAGCCCAGCCAGCGCUGACAGCACAAGAGUGGCUGAACGGAGUUAACAAAGGACCUCUUUUGGUAUCCUUGAGACCGGGCUCGGGACCUGCGGAUUCCUUACCAGAGUUUCUUGAGCCAGAACCUCUCUUGAAAACUACUGACUUGAGCCAGCGUCAGGGUCAGGGAGGAAGGAUGCCACUGGAAGACAUGCAGAAGCCAAGUGCAAUUGAAGACAGCAGGAAACAGCUGAAAGUGGAGGAGAAAGCGACGAAAAAUGAGCAAAUGCGCCUCUCCAAUGGCUUUGACAUAUUUGAGUGUCCACCACCAAAAACUGAAAAUGAGCUUUUGCAGAUGUUUUACCGUCAACAGGAAGAAAUUCGUAGACUACGUGAGCUGGUUAACCAGAGAGAUGUCCAAAUUAAACAGCUGGAGCUGGAGCUCAGAAACCUCUGCACGGACACAAGCAGUUACUGA
Messenger RNA from Merops nubicus (carmine bee-eater), 810 nucleotides. Its product is annotated as coronin-2A-like. Gene Ontology annotation, biological process: actin filament organization. Gene Ontology annotation, molecular function: actin filament binding. Lineage: Eukaryota; Metazoa; Chordata; Aves; Coraciiformes; Meropidae. The record is from RefSeq and is a predicted model, not a curated record. The annotation marks the transcript as partial. The transcript has 6 exons.